AUGUCAUCGACUGAAUCAUAUUGCGGGCCAUCGCAUCGGGUUCACUCUGCCUACGAAUCUCGAUCUUUGCCUAAUAGUCCACACUCAAAUGAGUUAUUAUCAAAUGAACCCCCUUCGAGUGAUGUGUUGGAGUUUUAUCGUCAAAAGGUCGCCAUUCUUGCUGCUGAUGAUGAAUAUUUUCAGAAGCAAUUAGACGAAAUAUCAGAAGCCAUUGAUCAUCAACAUUCUUUGCGUAUCCAGCUUCAAGAAAAAGAGGAUGCCAUAAUGAAUUUAAAAAAUCAAAUCUCGAAAUUGGAGACAGACUUACAUGCUGAACGCAACCACGUUCUACGCCUCUACGCUGAAAAUGAUCGACUGAAACUCCGAGAGAUUGAUGCUCGUAGAAUGAUUGAGCAGUUAAAGCGUCUUGCGGAUAUGUCGUUUGCGACACCUUCUUCUUGUUCUUCUUUGCAUAGAAUUGGAGUUCGACGUGAUCCUCUUGAGGGCUAUAUUGAUGAGAAUGAAAAAAUGUUGGGAAAGGAGAAAUGUGAACCGGACUUAGAUAACGCUCAAAGAUCUCUUGUUGCUCUUCAAAAACAGUUUACUGAACAGACAAUGGCGUUUGAAGAACGUAUUCAGAGUCUCCUAGUUGAUCAAGAAAGACGCAUUCGAGAUGAAGGGGAGAGGGCUGAAAUGUAUCGAACACGAGAGGCUGAGCUUUUUGACCAAUUGAAGCGAAGUCAGUUAAUUUUACGAGAAAUGGUCAGUGAAUAUCUCCACUUGAGACUCAAACAUCGAAUUUCCGAAAAAGCCUGGAUCGCUGAGAAAGAAGAAUUAAUUGGUUGCAUUAAUCUAGGAGUUCUAGAUUCUAAGUUGGAUUUAUUCCAAAACAAACCUACUACUUUUCAGUUAAAUUCGACUCCGCUUCCAAGGCUUUUUAAAACAGAGCUAUCUGACGAACUAAAUUAUGAAAAAUUGGAAGGUUUUCAAAAACGCGAAUGGGAACUAAGAAGAACAAUUGAGGAACUCGAGGCCCAAUUUGACCAACAACAUAAACUCGUAAAACGCUAUCGCAAUCAGGUAUUGCAAAUCGAAGAGACUAAGUUGAAAAUUAUGGAGGAAUGCAGCCAGUCGAAAAAUAUUUGUAACAGCAAAAUUAAACAAUUGAAGGAGAGGAGUCAACUAUGCACAAAGAGGUAUGAAGAUCUUGAACGCCGAAGAAAGCAUGAAAUUGAGGGGUAUCAAACUGAUAUCCGUUCGCUGAAAAGGAAACUUGCAGAUGCGGAGUCGAAACUCAGACAGGUUAUUCAAGAAGCUGAAACAGAAACCGGAACGCUAGUGAAAGAUCGAAAUCCCUGGAAGACAAUCAAAAUGAGUGCAGAAACACCGCGUAGCAAAUUCUUGGAAGAAGAACUCUGGAAAUUAAAGGAUUUAAUGCAUGUUUUAAGUACGAAGACGACUUGA
Molecule: messenger RNA, 1443 nt
Organism: Rodentolepis nana
Lineage: Eukaryota; Metazoa; Platyhelminthes; Cestoda; Cyclophyllidea; Hymenolepididae
Source: the annotation of a GenBank genome assembly